AGCGCCGCUUCCGAGUACACGGAGUGGUGCCGCGCGGCGCCGGAACAUGGAAAACCUGAAUUUGCAAUUUGUGCGCGCCACGGCGCAGGAACUGCGAGCUACACUCUGGAAAUUGUGCCUGCCUUUGGCCCAGGAGUGGAGUUAGCAAUCACCGUGGAGUCCGUCGAUGUGGGGGAUCCCGAAGAAGUCCAGGCAGUCCUGGCGGGCAGCCAGCCGUGGCGCUGCCAACGCCUGGUGGUCUGGAAGGACUUUCGCUACUGGCUGUUCGACUGCAUGCAGACUUUGACGAGCAAGCGCCGGGAGGCGGUGAGGAGAGACCUAGCAUUUCUUCUUUGCUGCGCUGGAGCUGCUGCUGCUGCUGCUGCUGCUGCAGACGUUCACCAUGUCGGGGAACAAGAUGUACGAGGCCACCGUGCAGACGGGCAACGACGAGCACGGUCAGUUGCUGCUGCGCUGCUUCUGGGGACUUCCUUAACUGCUGCUGCAGCAGGAACUGUUGGCCCAAUUGAACUCACUAUGAGCGGCAGCUACCGCCAAGCCAGCCCCAAGUUGCUGCUGCUGGGGGUCAAGCCCGGGGCGGAGGAAAGAGUGGCUUUCCGCGCUGCAGACGGUGAGGGCUUUUGCCUCACAACCCCCAACCGGCAAACAGUUCCUCCCGCUGCCGCCGCCGCCGCUGCUGCUGCUGCUGCUGCUGCUGCAGUGGGCGAGCUGGAGUCGGUGCUGCUGCACAACGGCGCGGAAGAAGACCCGUGGUUCUGCGAAAGCCUGCGGAUAGCAGCAGAGGGGGGCAGCGUUGCUGCGUUUGCGGUGAAGAGGUGGAUCGGAAGUCCUUUUGCAGAUUCUGUGAAAGUGAGUCUGCGGCCUUCCGAAGAUUCGGACUCAGCGCCUCAAGACGUGGAGUGCCACACGCGGGGCAGCGACUUAGUGAGCCUCGCCCCAGAACACCUGCAAACUUUUAAAGUGAGGUGCCCCAUGAACUGCACCUUCGCCGAGUUCGCCCUCACCGAGGGGGCGUCCAUACACCCCGCCGCCUCCUCCGUCUGCUCCGCUGCAGAGGCCGACGGCGUCGCCUCGCCUUCAGGUACGCGCUGCAGCAGCAGCAGCAGCAGCAGCAGCAGCGUAGCAGCGGCAGCAGCAGCAGCGUAG
Molecule: messenger RNA, 1146 nt
Organism: Eimeria tenella
Lineage: Eukaryota; Apicomplexa; Conoidasida; Eucoccidiorida; Eimeriidae
Product: Chromosome III, complete sequence, related
Exons: 3
Source: RefSeq, a predicted model, not a curated record